UAGUGUGAUUUCAUAAAUUUGUCUAUUUUUGUUUUCUAUAUUUAGUUUUGGUAAUUCACAAAAAUAAUUUUAUAGUUAAAUUUAGAAUUAAAAUAUAAAAUAUAAAUAUAAAAAAUAUAUACAGUAAAUUCAUAAUUUAGACCUCUGUUUAGAUCCUGAUUAUUUUGUCUAGUCGAUAAUCUUAUAUAAAUCGUCUAAGUUGCCGCAUAAACAUUUUCUGAACAAGGGUAGAUGUGGUGAGAUUCAUUUAUGAGAUUGAUUCUAACUUGUUUUCUAAUGAAAGAGACGUUGACAGACAAUGGGCCGGAUUAAGCCCAAUAGGAGAGAUCUAUACCCAGAAGAAUAUUGUAGUAACACAGACAAGGCUUUGAAGUUUGAACUAAACUGUUUUCUUGUGGAGGUGGUUUUGCCCAAGUCAGAAGGUAGCAGUUGCUUCCAUCGGAAAAUCAACUACGGCUUCUUCCUUGUCGAAAUCUAUUGGGUGAAUUAUGAAUUGCGAAGUUUGUCAGCUGAAGGAACUGGAAGUGGAAUCCUUCGAGAUACGCGAGGUUCUACGCUGCAUUUUACAUACUAUUGUCUUUCACCGUGCACUCGGUCUUAUCCGCCCUAAAGAUAUUGAUUUGGAGCUCUUUGAGAUCACUUAUGUACAAUGUGGUGAAAUAGAGGUGGAAAAGAAGAUUGAUGAGACGAUAGAGCACUUCAUAAGCUGGAUUGAUAAACACCCCAACAAGAGAAGUCCGAUAUGUGUAUCCUUUUAUGAAGUCAAAAGCAAACAACCGUCUUGGUUCAAUAACAAACAACGUUCCUAUUGGGAACAAUGGUACGUCAAUCUCAAUGUUCUUCACCAGACUAAAUCCCCUUCCCACCACUCCAAACUAGUUAUGGACACUGGAGAGGCGAAUGAGGAAAGAAGUUCCCGCAGGACACUGCUUGAGCAAUCCCUUCAAGAAGUCUUGUUUCAAAUCAUAAAAUUCGUGAAUGAGAAAAAGGACCACGUUCCUCCAAUCAACGACGGUGUAAUCUACUGCCCUUUUGAGAUCACUAUGCCAAGGUGCAACGAUCCUUAAGGACAUAGAUGAGUUGAAGUCUUGAUUCAAAUCCAACUUUCUUUUUGUUUCAGCUCAUCAGACUCAACCUUUGGGAUGGAUAUUUUCAAGAGGAUGCUCCACAGUGGUGGCCAUCCAUCGAUGCUCAGUUGAUUCAACAUCAUCCCCUCAAAAACUUAAUUAGUACAUAUACGGAUACACUUGAUGUUACUUGGUCCAAUCAUCCUCUGUAUAUAAACAUUACGACUAUUAUACACAUGCCUCUGAAGUUGUUGAUAGAUAAUGUUGUGGAAGUGAUAUAAACA
Brassica rapa (field mustard) is the source of this 1351-nucleotide messenger RNA. Its product is annotated as autophagy-related protein 101. Lineage: Eukaryota; Viridiplantae; Streptophyta; Magnoliopsida; Brassicales; Brassicaceae. Gene Ontology annotation, cellular component: Atg1/ULK1 kinase complex; phagophore assembly site. The record is from RefSeq and is a predicted model, not a curated record. Gene Ontology annotation, molecular function: protein kinase binding. Gene Ontology annotation, biological process: autophagosome assembly; autophagy.